AUGGUGGAAAAGAAUGUUUAUAAUUCUUGCUUGACAACUGUGAGAGUGCUGCGUGUUUCUCUUGUGGAUGAACUCGAAGGACAGAUUGACUCCCUGCUGGAAGCUUUAGUAAGUCAUGAUGUGUUCACUCGGGAUGAUCGUGAGGAAGUUGUGUGUCAGCAGGGGCCACGGGCAAGAGUGAGAAAGGUGCUUGAUAUUCUGGAGUGCAAAGGCGAGGAAGCAGCUGAGGUUUUUUUCAAUGUUAGAAGUCAUCCUCAGCUCCCCAAAGACGGGAACACAGCUCAACCUCAGUCAAUAGAGUACAAGAGGGUCCAACAAAAGCACAAAGAUGUUCUCAGACGCAGGAGUGAGUGCAUGCUUUUCUACAACAGUCGACAUGGAGAGAAAAUCCUUUUUUCUGAACAUUAUGUUAACUUACUGUUAGUCGAUGGACAUCAGGGCUUAGAGAUUAAAAGGCAUGAGGUGCUAACCUUUGGACAAAAGCGAUUAUCUUUGCAGCAGAAGUCAGCAGUGCAAAGGAAAAUCACACCGACCGAAUUGUUUUCAAGAGCAAAUGGAAUCCAUCCAGUAAAGAAAGUCCUAGUGACAGGGGUGGCAGGAAUUGGGAAAACUGUCCUUGUACAGAAAAUGCUCUACGAUUUUGGGAGAAACAAAGAAUACUUUGCAUUUGACUUUAUUAUUCACAUGAGCUUUAGAGACUUAAACCUGAUUGACAAACCCACAAACUUCCGUGAGUUGGUCCUGCGUAAAAACAGACACCUUGCUAAAGAACUGGAUAGCAUCUUAGCUAACGAUGACAAACUGCUGAUCAUCCUGGAUGGUUUUGACGAGUUCAAACACUGCAGAAGAUGCGAUGUUGAUGUAUUUGUCAAUGAGCCAGAUGAAGAUGCAGAGUUGCAGGAGGUUUUGGGGAGUUUGCUGCUGGGUGAACUGCUACCCAAUGCUUCUGUCAUGCUAACAAGUCGGCCUGCAGCUAUAAACCACAUCCCUGUGGGCUGCAUUGACCGUUUUGCACUUAUUUCUGGAUUUUCUUUAGCUGAAGUUAAAGAUUUCUUCUUAAGAUAUUUCCAAGACCCUGCACUUGCUGAUCGCUUGUUUGUAACAGUAUCAGCGAAUGAUCUGAUGUUGACACUGUGCUACAUACCUGCAUUUUGCUACAUUGUGUGCUGCAUCCUCAAAGAGAGCAAAGAUCUUUGUGGAGAAAGCCCCAAGACCAUGACAGACAUUUAUGUGCAAUACCUGGUGGCUUUGCUUCAUUCUCACACCCAAACAAGAGCUGAGGCAAGUCUUCAAGACCAAAAAGCAGAACCAAUCCAGCAGCUAUCUGAUACUGUCCUAAAGCUUGGUCGACUUGCCUUCCAAAAGCUUAUGGAACACCAAACACUAUUCUAUAGCAGUGACCAAGAUGUUGCAGCCUUACAGGGAUGCAGCCUCAUUAGUACCUUCCUCGACAAGACGGUGGCACAAGAACCCGGCUUCACCGAAGAGGUUUUCUCCUUUGCUCAUCUUACUGUUCAAGAGUUCUUUGCUGCACUGUACUGCGCAGUGACAGAUCACCCUUUACCUGAUGCUAUUCAAAGCAAAGCAAAAACCGGAGAAGUAACACAUAACGGACAUUUGGACCUGUUCAACCGCUUCCUGUCUGGAAUCCUUUCAGACAGGAAUGCUAGUCUUCUGUUGAGGCAGGUGGGGUUGUCUUGUCACAAGGAAAAAGUGGACAACAAUCGUCAAAAGAUCAUUAAAGAUCUGACGAUGCUGUGUGAGAACGGAGCCCAUAUUCUAAACUGCUUACACUGCCUCUUUGAGCAACAAGACUCAUUGUUAGCACAGGAAGUGCAACCAAAGACACUUCGAGUUAAUGUCAGCGAUGAAACACUCUCUCAAAUGGAUUGCAAUGCUAUCAAUUAUUUCCUAAACCUCACACAUGGCAAAAUAUCAGAGUUAGAUCUUACAGGGACUGGAGUAAGCUGCAAUGCACUAAGAGAUAUUCAAACCCAGCUGCUUAGAUGUGAAAACCUUUGGCUUGGAGAAAACAUUCUUGAUAUGGAUGCAGUUCAGGUCAUUGCAGAUGUGAUGAGGGUCUCAGAGAACAUUACCCACCUUGGACUUGGAUGGUCAAACAUUGGUGAUGAUGAACUCUUGGCUCUCACUGAUGCCAUUCGAGUGAAAAAAAAACUUAAAGAAUUGUGGAUGGAGGGGAACCGAGUGAGCUCCAAAGGUCUGUUGUCACUCAGUGACUUGACCCCAGAUCCACUGACAAGAGUUGUAGCCAUAUGGAACUUGCAGGAGACAGAGUUGGAGUUCCUGCGCAUCCAACAAAGCAUCACUGUGAAUUUCACAGAUGAUGCUAUGUGGGAAGCAUGGGGGGAAUGGGUCUUUAAACGAUGUGAGGUCAGCAGCAACGAGAAGUUAGUGAUGGUACUCCACAAAGUUUGCAACAUUUCAACCCACUGCUUAAAAGCUGAGUGGGCAAAGACCUUCUACAAUCGACUAUCGCAGCUCAUCAAGAGCAGGAUCGAGUGCUGCACCGAGGAAGACAUGUGCAAGAAACUCAAAAAGUUUGACAACAUCUUGGAUCUAUGAAAAAGACUGCACGGCCUAUAAAAUACACUUUUAGUAAAAGUAAAAGUGCUGACUGUUCUGUGAAUGUGAGAAAGCCUAGAGUUUGGCUAAUAACUUAUUCAUAUUUAAAGCACAACACUAAACACUAGUUUUUCUCACACUGUGUGAGUUCACCUAUGUUGUUCACACUAUAUACAAAUGAAUGUAGAGGCACAGCCAAACAAUCAAAUUGAUUAUACAGUUAUAUUAAGCUUGCUAAUGAUGACCCUUCCUCAGUGUAUCAUUAAAAGGUCACAAAUUUUAAAGUCUGGUGGAACAGUUAUCACCUCUUUCGCACUGCAAACACUACAAAAGCCAAAAGACUAUUUUUAUGUAAGAGAGGUGAAAUCUUAUGUUGUUACAGACUGUAAAAUAAAAUGGAUCAACCUUGUCAAAGCCCUGUGUUCCAAGCGGGCUCAAAGAUCACAUUUUUUCCGUGAACUUUGGCUGUAUGCAAUAAAUCCUGACUUUAGACAAGUUUGGAAUAGACAAUUGCAUAUUUAGUGUAAACUGACCUUUACUUGAGGAAACUUUAGAUGCCCAAGUUCAACUGAAUGCAGCAGGUAAUAUACCUAUAUGUUGUUCUACAGUACAUCAACACUACUGCGUUCUUGAUUGUAAUGCAGCAUUUAUACAGUACUGUCUCACCAACUGCCUACAUGUGUGAUAUUUAUCUGUUCAAACUGUUUACAUUUUAGAAAGAGGACGUGAUAACUGUGGAUAAUUAAAUGUCUGAUAAUGCAAAGAGACACUGAUGAAAUUGUCAUUUGGCUCAAAGCAAGUUUGUUUGUACUUUUUAAAUAAAUU
Melanotaenia boesemani (Boeseman's rainbowfish) is the source of this 3408-nucleotide messenger RNA. Its product is annotated as NLR family CARD domain-containing protein 3-like. The transcript is spliced from 6 exons. Bases 1 to 2583 code for a protein of 860 amino acids. Gene Ontology annotation, biological process: regulation of apoptotic process. The record is from RefSeq and is a predicted model, not a curated record. NCBI's taxonomy places the organism in Eukaryota, Metazoa, Chordata, Actinopteri, Atheriniformes, Melanotaeniidae.